AUGUGGUCGGCAAACAAGGACCGGAGGGCGCGCAGAAGGCAGCAAGCACGCAGAGCCAACAACAUCAUGCCAUAUGCGGAUGUUUUCUGCAUGAAAUCGCAUUCUGCAGUCUCAUGGUGUUGAAGGCAAGAGCAUCGGCCACGGCCCCACCCCCCGUCGUCCGAGCCCUCUACGACAACAAGCUAAGGGGCGGCACAUUUCAAGCAUACGUAGAUGGUACCCACUAACACACACAUAAGAGGAGACGGCCGAUGUCAUGGCAUUCACUGCUUUUGUGUGUGUGCAGACAUGACGGCCAUUGUGGUGUGGUUGUCGCCGCCCGAGCAGGUUGGUGUCCCCGCCCGCCUCCGUGAAAUCGUGUUCGAGUACUUGAGGCAGUGGCCGCCUCCUAGUGGCGAAACACCGCCAUCAACGCUGCUGGACGAGGGCCUGCCCCGUCAAGACAUCACCAACCUGCUCGAGGACCUGGUGACGAGCCUGCAGCAGCGCUCCCCCACAGCAGAUGACACCCACCAGCCACCAGCAGAGGGGAAGAAGACGGCCACCCACGGCAGAAGAGCCGUCAAGCCCAGGAGGAGACCACCAAGACGAGCUGCAGCACAGGGCGCCACCACACCAGCGCGCAACAAGGGUACGACGCCCCUCAGACAGUCGAUGGGAGGCAGAACGGGUGGAUCAUUUGGAUACGUGCAGUCCUCCUCUUUGCUGAUGGGCGGUGUAUGUGUGUGUGUGUAGGUGGCACGGCGGGAGAGUCGGCUGCACCACAUUCAGGGGAGGGCUCCCUGAAAACCUGGCUGGCGAAAACGAUGCCGUGAGAUGGGCGGGAAAGACACAGGGUACGCGGUGCAUAUUACCGAUUGUGUGUUGCCCUUUCUCUCAGAGUAAGUCCACUUUCGGCCAAGAAGACGACGUCCGGGCGAUCUGAAUUGGCCAAGAGACUACGUAAGACUAAGAUAGCAGCAUUUGAGCUCAUCACGAUGCAUGUGGCUGGGCAGGCGAGUCGCUUCUGCGACAGAAGGAGCCUAAGGAGCUCCCCCAAUCAAGGCAAAACACCACACCACGUAAGCACAGCACCGGUACGAGUUUCUGGUGCAUGCAUCGCCUUCUCUUUGCAGCAGCCAAGGUGUGCCCGUCGGUAGAGCAUCAUGCCGUGUUCCGCAUCAUGGCCCCCACUCCCUAUGACUACUUCAUCGCACGCGACUACGCAUGUUUCCGUGCAGGUGAGAGAGACAUAUCACGCCCACCAUGAGACGAUGUGCAUUCGCCUCUCUCCUUCCUGCGUUUCAAAUGCAGUUGGUGCGAUGUCGGGGCCGGCGGUGGCGGCCACGACGCCCGGGGCGUGCAGAUGCAGGCAGAAGUCAUGUUGCUGA
Messenger RNA from Vitrella brassicaformis, 1370 nucleotides. NCBI's taxonomy places the organism in Eukaryota, Vitrellaceae. The record is from the annotation of a GenBank genome assembly.